AUGGCUGGUCCCCUACUUUCUGCUUUGGAGGCCAAAGAUGGCGAGCUGCUCCGACCGAGUCUCGAGAAGUUGUUGAAGGCCCAGCUUGGCCCAAUCCUCCUGGAGCAAACUGCCGGAGAGCGCUUCACCGGCGGAAAGUCGACACCAGUGUGGAAGCUCCGAUUUACUGCAAAACGAGGCGAAAAAGAGAAGGAGACUCGGCUGGUGGCCAAAUGGAUGAAGCCGUCCUCUGAGCUAAGAUGGGCUUCGCAAGCCAACGAGAAGCAGUUCUAUCUCUCGGCUGCUCCCAAGUUGCGGAAGUUCCUUCGAGUGCCCCACAUGCUGAUGUGUGAAGACAGCCCGAGUAGUGGCUUUUGCUUCCUUCUCGAUGACCUCACUGUCGAUUUCCCUUUGCACCCUGAUGGCUUGGAUGUGCCUGGUGCCCACGCGAGUCUUACCUGGCUGGCCCGCUUCCAUGCACUGUUCUGGGAAGCCGAUUCAGCAGGCUCUUCAUUUCCUGCGGGCAUGUCCAGCUCGUCUGACUACUGGGGGUUGAACAAGGGCGAGAACCAGGAGCGCCUAGGUUCAGUCGCUUCUGCGCUGAAUGCAUCCAUGAAGGUGCUGAAGGCCAACGGUGUGUGGGAGGUGGCGAAGACGAUUGGGGCUCGCCUCUCAGCUGCCGCUGGGCCCUUGGAUGCAGCGCUCCGGCGUUCGAAGGGCUUCGUGCGGCAUCGGACAUUGCUCCAUGGCGACUUUAAGACCGCGAACUUCUUCCUUCGCCGCGUGGGCGAGGGGGAGGGCGCCUUCUGCGAAGCGGCGGUGGUAGAUUUCGAGUUUUCGGGCCCCGGCUUUGUGGCAGUCGAUCUGGCGAAUUUCCUCUUCCCGGAUCUGAAGAUGGACCUUCUAUCCAUGGAGUCCGACCUGCUUUCGUUCUACCAUGCUCAGCUGAUGAUUGCUUUCGAAGAAUUCGGCACCGGCGGCGAUUUUCCGCUUACUCUGCUGCUGGCGCACUAUGCCCUUGCCCGCUGCGACUACAUGCGCUACAUGUUGGGACGUGGGUGGACGGCCUGCAGUGCCGGGGACGCACGUGUGCUCGCUGCUGUGGAUGCAGAUCUUCGCCGACUGGACGGCGGGCAGACGCUGCCAGCCGAAGGCUACGAGAAGGCCAUUGCAGCCUUACUUCUGGAAAGCAGCUGA
Messenger RNA from Symbiodinium sp. CCMP2592, 1176 nucleotides. The record is from the annotation of a GenBank genome assembly. NCBI's taxonomy places the organism in Eukaryota, Dinophyceae, Suessiales, Symbiodiniaceae.